AUGGCGCAGCCUGACUCGAGCAGAGGCGGGGGAUCGAAGGACGCGAGGGGGUACCGGGAAAGAGACGUGGCGGGUGGGGCUGUGGGGGGCGGAGCGGGAAUGGAUGCGCACUCGGGGAAGAAGCGCGGGGAUGAGAUGGCGAUGGCGCAAGGUCAGGGCAGCAAAGGGGGCAUCAAUCCGCGCGAUAAGGAGAGGCUUUCUGGGGUGCCGUCGUCCUCGCAACAAGCCGCUGUCGGCCAGGGAAAGGAUUCAGAGAGCGAGGAGUCGGACGUGAGCGACUCGGAGGACGACACGUCGUGGAUCACGUGGUUCUGCUCGCUGAAGGGCAACGAGUUCUUCUGCGAGGUGGACGACGAGUACAUUCAGGACGACUUCAACCUCUCGGGGCUCAGCAGCCAGGUGCCCUACUACGACUACGCGCUCGACCUCAUCCUCGACGUCGAGUCGCCCACAGAUGACAUUUUGACAGAGGAGCAGCAUGAGAUGGUGGAGUCAGCAGCUGAGAUGCUCUACGGGCUCAUCCACGUGCGCUACAUCCUCACCACACGUGGCCUCAGCACCAUGUUGGAUAAGUUCAAGAAUGUUGACUUUGGCCGGUGUCCCAGAGUCUUUUGUUCCGGGCAGCCCUGCCUGCCCAUGGGCCAAUCAGACAUUCCCCGGACGAGCACAGUGAAGAUUUACUGCCCGAAAUGCGAGGACAUCUACUACCCGCGCUCCAAGUACCAAGGCAGUAUCCUCCUCAGCGUGCCGCCUCAUUUGAGGCUUGCACCCAAACUCCCAUCCCAACCCCCUCAUCCCAUCACCCUUCUAUUACCCUGCCUCCGUUUCUGA
Molecule: messenger RNA, 831 nt
Organism: Closterium sp. Yama58-4
Lineage: Eukaryota; Viridiplantae; Streptophyta; Zygnematophyceae; Desmidiales; Closteriaceae
Source: the annotation of a GenBank genome assembly